AUGGCCGACCGUCGGGGCGACGAACUGGCAGGCGGCUAUUGGACCAAGCUGUGGACACUGCAGUGGCGUGCCGUUCUGCUGCUGCUUCGCCUCGGCGGCCGCAACUGCAGCUCGGGAUGGCCGCCGACGGCCUCGGCGUGGUGGACGCGGUACGCCGUCGUCGUGCUGCUCCUGUCCAUCGUGGUGGGCAUCGUGAACGUGGGGAGGAACAUCCUCGCCCCCCGCACAGUGUCCGAGACGGCGACGUACCUCGUGCUGCUCAACACGGCGGACAUCGUGGUUAAGCAACUCGCCACCGUGGCGUCGCAGGUGAUGACGAUCGUGCGCCGGUCCGAGAUCGCCCUCCUGGUGCAGGACGUCGCAAGCUACCUGUCGGCCUACCCGGCCACGUUGCCCUCGCUGCGAGGCAUGAACGCAAUCCUCGGGGUUUACGUGCUCAGCACGUUCCUGCCGGGCAUCUUCUCCCAGGCGGUGAAUUACGAGGUGCUGGCUCUGGCGCUUGACUCUGAGGGGGUAUUCACUCAGUCCAUGCUCUCCAUGGCCGUCCUGCAAGACACCCUGGAGCACGUGCUGCCCUCGCUCUACCUGGCGUUGCUGGAGUGCGCGUUCGUCGGGGUCCUGGUGGCCGGGGUGUUCCUGGCGGCCGACGUGGCCGACGACGUGCAGGACCUGGUCGCCAAGCUGUCCUCCACGACGUGGGGGUCGUUGGCGUGGGACGGCGUGACCCUGGGCAGCGUCGAGGACAAGCGCGUCGCACUGCAGCUGCGCGAACUGCGCGCGCGGCAGCAGCGACUUCACGACGUGGUGGUGGCCACCAACUCCGCGCAGGGCGGCGUCAUCCUCUGCUCGCUGCUGGUGACCGUCAUGGAGGCGUGCGUGUGUGUGUACACUGGCGCCUCCCUGCUGACGAAGUUCGACUUCGAGGACGAGUCCCAGGGCUUGGUCAGCGUCGUGUGGGGUGUCAACCUCAUACUCAGGUUCAUCGUCAACUGCAUCCUGGGUCAGCGACUGUGCAACAACCACACGAGAAUAUCCGUUACGCUGCAGGAGUUCCUGGCAGACAGUCCAAUCCUUCCCAUCCGAACGAAACAAGAGGUCCAGGGAUUCCUGCACCAGGUUCAGAUGCUGGACAAUCGGUGUGGCGUCUACGACCUCUUGUAUUUCGAUUUGACUACUAUGAGUACGGUCAUUGCGUCCUUUGCAACGUUUUUGGUGAUGCUGUUCCAGUUCGAUAAGAAGAAGGCCAUCUAAGUUGCAUCUAAAAGAGCCAAGUGAACUCUCGUCAACCGGAGACUCCAGUGACUCAGUAAAGCUCAUUCGUCAUACCCACCAAAAAUUCAAACUAAAGUUGAGGAACAUCUUUUUUCGUGCCACAUGUCACUGGCAUCACGCCAGUCUCUCAUGCGCGCACCUUUAACUUAGUAGUCCACUGGUGUUCAAAAGGAGGUAAAUCAACGUCAUCGAGAGUUAAACAUUAAACCCAACCCUACUGCUUUCAGCGUCUACAUUCGCGAUCAAAAUACUUCAACAAUACCGUAAACCGGGGUAACUUGAGACAGCAAGGGUAACUUGAGACACUUCUGCUUUUCCACCUAUUUGGAGCUGCCGCCUGGCUCGGCACGUUCAGAGGUCAAAACUGCCCUAGCACUUUUUUUCAUACUUGUUUGGAAAGACGAUUAAGCGUGUGAACGGCGGGUUGGGACCAAGCUGGUCAGAUCUAAAACGAUUUUUCAAUUUUAGUAAAUUUAACAAUUUUAGAGAAGUGUUACAAGUCUCCCUUGGUACUCGAAACACGUCUUGCUGAGACCCAAAUGACUGU
This is a messenger RNA of Thrips palmi, 1819 nucleotides long. RefSeq lists its product as uncharacterized. Bases 1 to 1251 code for a protein of 416 amino acids. The transcript is spliced from 7 exons. The record is from RefSeq and is a predicted model, not a curated record. Gene Ontology annotation, biological process: sensory perception of taste. Gene Ontology annotation, cellular component: membrane. NCBI's taxonomy places the organism in Eukaryota, Metazoa, Arthropoda, Insecta, Thysanoptera, Thripidae.